Messenger RNA from Ochotona princeps (American pika), 1789 nucleotides. RefSeq names its product coiled-coil domain containing 17 (gene CCDC17). The record is from RefSeq and is a predicted model, not a curated record. The transcript is spliced from 13 exons. Lineage: Eukaryota; Metazoa; Chordata; Mammalia; Lagomorpha; Ochotonidae. Bases 67 to 1782 code for a protein of 571 amino acids.
ACCCAGGGGACGCGGCUCCUCCCCAAACAAACGCCCGUCUGGGCCUCGCCUGCCCACCACUCGCUCAUGCCGCGACACGCUUCCCGCUCUAUGGCGUCCGUCCCUGGGGAGCCAGGGCUCCUGGCCUGCAGGUCUUGUGACAUGGUUUUCCGCUCUUGGACCCUGCUGGACAACCACGCUCAGCGCUUCUGCAUCGGUCGCCUAACCGGGGAGCUGACGCUUGGAGCCCAGCCCUCAGCGGCUAGCCAAGAGCCGGGCGCCGAGACGGUGUCCCAAGAACUUCAGGGCCAGCAGGAGACCAGCAAAUCUGCAUUAUGGAAGUUAACGGAGCAGGCUCGGGGAAGCCCGGGCGAGCGGCUGCGGGCGCUGCAGAGAGCUCGCGCCCAGCGCCUGGCGGAGACGGAAGCGCAGCGACGGGCCCUGGAGCGGCGCGGCCAGGAAUUGAGCCUGCGUCUCCAAGGCGCAGCCGGGACCCAGGGCGGGACAUCACGCCUAUCCGGCCUGGAACGGGAACUUCGAGAACUCCGGUCGGAGGCAGGGCGGACGCGAGGAGCGCUCGAGACCUUGGGCGCGCGCGUUCAGGAGCUGCAGGCGCCGCGUGGGAGUCGUCGGCCCGCCUGGUGGGAAGCGGAGCUGUUCGGUCCCGCGCUUCCCGUCGCCUGCCCGGGAACUCUGACUGCCGAGAUUGGAGCCCUGCGUGAGGCCUACCUUCGAGGUGGGGGGCGCGACCCUGGCAUUCUGGGCCAGAUAUGGCAGUUGCAGGUGGAGGCGUCAGCCCUGGAGCAGCGACGGUCGCGGAUCCGCAGGAGAAAGGCAGCGGCUGCUUCGGAGGAGCUUCUAGUGGUGGAGGCAGAGAACCGGCGGCUAGAGGCAGAAAUCCUGGCCCUGCAGAUGCGGAGGGGUCUGGGUUGGGUACCCCAGGGGCCACAAGAGGCGCCUUCCCUGUCUAGUCCCAGCGCACCCCUAAAGGGAAGGAGAAAAUCUCCAAUCCUCCCACCAUCUCCACUUCCAGGCUCCAUGGACAUCCCGCGGAAGGCUCAGCAGUUUGCUGGAAGCAUACCGGGGAGCCUGGUCCUGAACCCACAUUUCCUGCUGCUUGCACAUGAUGCCCUGGACCCUGCACCCUAUGACCCAGGGGCUGGCCUGGUCAUUUUCUAUGACUUCCUGCGGGGACUUGAAACUUCUUGGAUUUGGGUGCAGCUGCUGACUGGCUUGUCCAAAGAUGGACAUGGUACAGGAGGGACAACAGCGUUACCCCCUGCCCUUUGCCUGCCCUCACCACCUUCAGCUUCUGGGCCUGUGGGCAACUGUGCCAUUCUGGCCAGCAGGCAGCCUGUGCUCAGACUGCUACCCUCACCAACUCUUUCCUUGGUCUGUGAGCUGCAGGCCUGGCAAGGGCUGGCAGGAGCUGGGGCACCACAGCCAAAGGCUUGGACCUCUCUGGUACUAUUUGACCGAGCUCAACGGGUGUUAAGUGGCCGCUGGCGCCUCCCGCUUCAGGCCCUUCCCCUGGACUCCAGCCUUAGCUCCGGGCAGCCAAUUGAGAGUCCCCAGGCAGUUCAUGCUGAGCUGUUUGUGCGGCUGGUGAACGCAAGGGAUGCUGAUGUUCAGACACUGGCAGUGAUUGAUCCCUCAUGUGCCCACGAGUACCAAUACCCACCACUGGGGUCCAUCUCGCCUUCACUGGAAGGCAACCCCCUCCGCCCUGUGGCUGCUUUUGCUGACCCUGCACCUCCUACCGAAGAGCCCCAGGGUGGAGUUGGGCCCUCAUCAGUGCUUUGACCCACCC